Aspergillus ibericus CBS 121593 is the source of this 714-nucleotide messenger RNA. RefSeq names its product acyl carrier protein (gene acpA). Gene Ontology annotation, biological process: fatty acid biosynthetic process. Gene Ontology annotation, cellular component: mitochondrion. The record is from RefSeq and is a predicted model, not a curated record. The transcript is spliced from 6 exons. Lineage: Eukaryota; Fungi; Ascomycota; Eurotiomycetes; Eurotiales; Aspergillaceae. The coding region runs from base 86 to 499 and encodes 137 amino acids. Gene Ontology annotation, molecular function: acyl binding; acyl carrier activity.
CACCCACUUCCACCACCACCACUACUUCUUUCUCUUUUUCCCCCCCACCUCCCCUCCACCUCUUCGUGUCGGUGUCACUUUCAUCAUGUUCCGCUCCGCUAUCGUCCGCUCCCUCCGGGCUUCCGCCCCCCGUGCCGUCAAGACCUCGGCUCCCUUCCAGAUCCGUAGCUCUCCUGUCGCUCGUCCGGCUCAAUUCGCCCCUCGCUUUGCCUACCAGGGUGUCAGACUCUACUCCGCUCCUGCCGGUCUCAACAAGGAGGAGGUCGAGGGUCGGAUAGUCAACCUCUUGAAGAACUUUGACAAGGUCUCCGAUGUCAGCAAGAUCAACGGUGCCUCUCACUUCGCCAACGACCUCGGUCUGGACAGCCUGGAUACCGUUGAGGUCGUCAUGGCCAUUGAGGAGGAAUUCAGCAUUGAGAUCCCCGACAAGGAUGCCGAUGCCAUCCACGGUGUUGACAAGGCUGUUGAGUACAUCCUUGCUCAGCCCGAUGCCCACUAAAUACGAACGUAAUGCGAGGACUUGAGAGUGGGUUGGGGGAUUAGAAUAGAAAGAAAGGGGAUGAUGGCGUGCAUCUAUACGGGACUUGCCACCGCGAGGUGCCGGGAGUCGUCACGCUACUCUGUAUGCUGAUACAUGCCUGUGCUCUUUCACUCUAUUAUAUCGUGUAUAUCAUCUUCAAUGCAGUUUUGACUGAUCUUGGCUGGUCGGGUCGU